AUUCAGUCGCAUGUGAAGCUUCAAUCUGUAAAUUAUGAAACGAAUGAAAUUUAUUGGAAUUGUUUUAAUUCUGAUCGUGAUCAACAUAAAUUGUUUUCUUGACUGUUUUGAAGCUUCAACAAAGGAAUCAAACCAUCUGACAACAUUAGAAGAAAUGAAACAAAUCAACACAGAAGAUCAACCAUCACCAACAACUUUAAAUAAUUUAGACAUCAUACGCAAAAGAAUUCAAAACGAAAUUAAAAAACGGAAAAAAAUUCAACUGAAUCAAGACAAUGAAUUGAAAGAUGUGUGACCUCAUUACUCGCUCAUUAUUAAAGUAAAUAAACUUAUCGAACUUGAACUUUAAAGAAAUUGUGUUAAUCUCAAAUAUCUAUGUACAAAAAGAAUUCAUUUAAGUUUUAAGAGAUUUAAAAACUUAACAAAACAUUAGAUUGCCUCUCAAAUAUCUAACUGAAUGGAACAAUUCUUUUGAAUGAGCUAAUCACCGCGUAAGUUUCAUCGCCCUCCAAAUUAGAAUGAAUGACUUAACAUUAAUCAUCUCGCCAGCAGUCUUAAGUCUGUCCCGUGAUUGUUUUACAAUCAAACUCUAUUUAUGAUUAACCAUAAGGAAGUAUCAGCUUCAAACUAACAACAAUAAAUUCUAUUUCGAC
Messenger RNA from Clunio marinus, 653 nucleotides. Lineage: Eukaryota; Metazoa; Arthropoda; Insecta; Diptera; Chironomidae. The record is from the annotation of a GenBank genome assembly.